Messenger RNA from Neltuma alba, 762 nucleotides. Its product is annotated as protein MIZU-KUSSEI 1-like. The record is from RefSeq and is a predicted model, not a curated record. Gene Ontology annotation, biological process: hydrotropism. The coding region runs from base 1 to 762 and encodes 253 amino acids. The transcript has a single exon. NCBI's taxonomy places the organism in Eukaryota, Viridiplantae, Streptophyta, Magnoliopsida, Fabales, Fabaceae.
AUGGCGCCACCAUCAGCGGCGCUGCCAAGAGAUUCACCGGCGGAUACUAACUCCAUCGCCUCCUCCCUCACGCCGGAUAGAGAUUCGGCAACAAGCCGGCUACCAGCUAUCUCCUUACAACCAGCAAAUAUCAAACAACAGCAAACAAAAUCCCACAAACUAUUCCGAAAGUUCCGUUCAGUUUUCCGGUCAUUCCCGAUCAUCACGCCGUCAUCAUGCAAGUUCCCGGUCUCGCUCGCCGGAGGCCACCAGGGAACCGACAAGUACAUUCACGGAGGGAUUAGGGUCACCGGAACCCUAUUCGGACACCGGAAAGCCAGGAUUAACCUUGCUUUCCAGGAAAACCCUAAGUGCCUUCCGUUUCUUCUUCUAGAACUUGCCAUUCCGACGUCGAAGCUGAUUCAGGACAUGGGAACGGGGCUUAUGAGAAUAGCCUUAGAAUGCGAGAAGCGCCCGAACGAGAAGACGAAGAUCAUCGACGAGCCAAUAUGGACAUUGUUCUGCAACGGCAAGAAAAAUGGUUAUGGUGUGAAUAGAGAGCCCAGCGAAGAUGACCUGAGCGUCAUGCAGUUACUUCAUGCCGUGUCCACCGGCGUCGGUGUUCUGCCGGCCGAGAUGGCGGACCCACAAGACGGCGAUCUAUCGUACAUGAGGGCGAAUUUCGAGCGAGUCAUCGGAUCGAAGGACUCGGAGACUUAUUAUAUGAUGAUGCCGGACGGCAACCAUGGCCCUGAGCUCAGUGUCUUCUUUGUGAGGAUAUGA